Electrophorus electricus (electric eel) is the source of this 4060-nucleotide messenger RNA. Lineage: Eukaryota; Metazoa; Chordata; Actinopteri; Gymnotiformes; Gymnotidae. The record is from RefSeq and is a predicted model, not a curated record.
GUGUUUGGGAAACAUUGCUGGUAAGAAGCACAUGUCCAUUAAGAUGUAUGUUUAAUCUCUUAAAGUUUGCCCAACGUGACAUCUUAAUCCUUUGGUCACCUGCUCUGGGUGUGAUUUUUAUAUACAGGCUUUAUACCAGUCAUACUACAGAAAUGUGGAUUUGGGUAUUGAAACUUCUUAAUUACACUCAAUAUCUUACAUAAUUCCUGUGAUACCUUUUCCAAUAGCCUGUAUUUAUAGUGAAUUUAGGGCAGAUUCCAAAAUGUUUAAAUUAAGAUAAUGUACAAGUUGUAAAUAUUUUUCUCAGUGGUGGUAAGCCUGGUUGAAGGAACAUGGAGGAUGCUUCUGGGCAAUUUUGGACCUUUUGUCAGUAAUCCAGGGAUUGUAUACUAUUUAACUGGUGGGAAUGCAUUCAUUGACCGCUAUUAAGAAAACAAGUUUGUCAGGUCAGAUUAUUACUUUUUAUUUUAGCAUUUUUAAGAGGAAAUUAAAUCAUAUGAAGAAGAGUGAUGAGUGGGUUAAGGCUAAUGGCAGUGAGGGAAAAUCUCACUCCAGAGACAUUAAGAAAAAACCUUGAGGAGUAAUGUCUUAAAGGGGGAAGCGCUUGAGGGGAAAGCAGGAUUGAAAACAGAUUUGAGUGAUAUUUAGGAAAGUUCUAUGAGACAUCUAAAAUUCAUUGUUUGACAAAAGAGUAAUUUAUUGGCUUUAUUGCACAGAAUAGCAAUAGGUAUUAGAAAUGCAUGGCAGGAUAAGAGUUAAUGAGAUGGAAAAUGGUAAUAUACUAAAUAUCUUAUACAUGUUUCUGAAGCAUUUUGGUAAGGCCUUUAACAUGAGCAUUAAUUAAACUAAGAUAAAUAAUUUAUUUAUAACAUACUCUAGGACAUAAAACCUUUGUUGACUUGCACAUUAAUGUUUUAAUGGUUUUUAAAUAAGUUAUAAGGCUGAUUAUAUGAUUACUGAAAUUGAUAUGGCUGAUUGCAUCAGUGCUGACACAGAUCUUUGAUGUUUCCAUGGUUUAAAUCAAAGACAAAGUGGUGGGUAUAGGCUGUGUCAUGGCUUUUCCAUUGUAAGGAGUUUAUUUACAGGUAAUUCAAUCCAUCCAUGUCCUAUUAUUUAGGUGUGCCAAGAGCUCUUUGUUUUUGUAGUGAUGCAACUUGAAAGACGCGAGUUUGAAAAGCUUGGAGGUUCUAAGCAGAAUCUGUGGACACUACAUGGUCUACUUCGUUGUAAGCUUUAAAGUUUUGUGUUUUUUGUAAGUGACACAACCUUUCAGAUGAUGUACGCAUUAAUUAAACAGUGUGUGUAUGCCUUUAGGUGUAACUGAAACGUUCAUGGAGUCACGCAGUGUUUGGGAUGAGAACUAGUCAAUGUUAUCAGCUGCAAAAGAGAUCACCUUUACACAGACUGCUUGUCUUAAUGCUCAGAAGCAUCCUGUUGGAAAUGUACUCCUGCUACUUUAUUCCCUUGCCCUUGUGAACACUUUUACAUAGACUGCAAUGGUAAAUGAAUGCAGUAAAGAACAGAGUGGUCUGACUGACGAUUGUGAGAAAUCCACUCUUUGGAACCACCUGGAUUGAGUCAUUUUAUUCUUCACCAUGAACACAUGAAGUUUUUUCCUAUAGAAAAGAGCAGCAUUCCUGCCUUUCUGCUUUAGUUACUCCAUUUCAACUGAGAUAUUUAUUUAGAUGCCAGCUUUAUCUGAGCUCAAAGGAUGGAAGAGACUACGAGUGACCAAUAUAUUGCAAAUGCUAAAUAAGGGGUCUUCUUACUGAUGCUGAUUCAGGGGUCAAAAUGUUCAGGAUCACCUCUUUUUUUCCCCCUCCUCAUGUCUCUGGUGGCGGGUUCUAAGGUGUGUCCUCAUAACUACCCGUGUUAUGACAACUCAGAUAUUGUGGACUGUCGUGCCCGUGGUUUCACACAUGUACCACAUGGAAUUCCUCAUGGUACCUGGCUCCUGGAUCUUAGUGGGAAUAAACUGUUUGAGCUGCAGAGCACUUGUUUAUAUAAUGUCUAUUAUAUGAAAUUGUAUUAUAUUAAAGUUUAAUAUAAGUUAUUAUAUGAAACAUCUCUUCUCUAACUGUUGCAGGCUCUGUUAUUUUUGUCUUUUCUGGAGAAAUUGGACCUAGAUCACGAGCUUUGCUCCCUUGCCGAAGACUUCUCUCGUGGUUUGACCUCGCUCAAGGAUCUACGGCUGGAUCACAAUUUUCUGGAGCACCUUGAGAGCCACUCCUUUGGCCAGUUUGAAAGCCUAGAGAAGCUGGACCUCAGUCACAACUGCCUUCAGGAUAUCCAUUUUACAACAUUCCAUGGCCUAAAACAGCUCAACCUUGCCUGUAACCAGCUUCAUGAGCUUCCAGCUGGUCUGUUAACCAUGCAAGACAGUCUGAACGUCCUCCUCCUGGGCCACAUUAUUUCCAGUAUCAAAGCAGAAGCCUUUAACCCCUUACACAGUCUUGGUUUUCUGGGCUUGGAGGCUAAUCAGCUGAGGAACCUAUUCAAGACAUUCCUGAACCUCCAGAUAUCCACUAUACACUUGCAGCUGUUGGAGAAUCCAUGGGUAUGUGAUUGUGAGCUGCACCGUGUUUUCAGCAAGAUCCUCCAUGUUCACCGCCUGUACAUAGAUGACUACUGGAAUAUAUGUCAUUCCCCACCUCUCUUGGCUGGGGCAUCCCUGGCUUUGAUGGACAGUCAUCUGUCCAUGGCAGAGACAGCUACAGUCAUUACAGCCACGGUAGUAAUGGUUACUGUAGUGUUUGCUAUAGUGAUGGCAGAACACAACCGGAGGAAGAGAAAGGAGAACCUUGGAACACAUGGCACAAAAUAAGAAAGACAACGUAGUGAAGUGGCAAAACGCAACGGCCUACUGAAUAGUGGAAGAAAUUUGCUGACUGUGAUGGUGUAAGCUAGGUUUAGAUAUUUCCCCUAUGUGUGUAAUGAGGAUUAUUAAUAUCUAUAUAUAAACUAUUUUAUAACAACUUUGGGUAAAGUGGUAAAUAGUGAUGCCCCAGUGUGUGAGAGAGAAAUACAGGGUUAGAUCAAACCAUUCUUAAAGUAUUUUGCUAGUUCAGCAAUAAAUCAUGCUUUAUGAGACAGGCCAUUGGUCUCAGAAAUGGUAACAAGAGCCUAGUUUAGGCAGCACAACUGGAGCCUUUGUUCAUGAGUCUUGGGCACAGUAGCAGUAGGAAAGCACAAACACAAACAAGGAUGCAGAUUUGUUUAAAUCAGCCAAUUCUAUACUGAGCAAGUCAACAUACGUUUUAUGUAUUUAUCAUUCCUUUAUUUAACAUGGCUGUCCCAUGGAGUGGAUGAUCUCAAGAGAUGUAAGCAUAUGGUUCAAUAAGGAUUUCUUUAUAAAAAAACAAAAAAACAAAACAGUAAUCUUGAAGCUCUAGAUCAAGCCUGCUGUCAUAGAAGAUUUUACAAUCAGUCAAGUAGUGUUUUUAUUGUCCAUCUAUCCCCAAUUACCAUUUUGCAUCAUUCUGACCACACUGGUUUGUAAAAGUUAGUCAUAUUUCAAAGGAUUAUUCAAAAAUAUAUAAUUAUGGGCCUCCAAAUAAACAAUUGUUGAUAGUCCCACUGGGUGGUGUUACUGGUUAAAAUUCAUUUCAUUAUUAAACCAAGAUUAUUGCAAAAUGUGGGAACAACCCAGCAAUUCUUUCUUCAGAGGAAAAUAAGAAGAAUUCUGAAGAAUAUCAUCACUUUUAACUGUACAUUGUAGACCAUAAUUUUAUACACCAAGCUGUGAUGAUUAAAAACCACCAUUAAAUAGAAAACCAUGACUGUUUAAUAGAUAAUGAUACAAUGAAAUGUUAUGUAUGGAAUGUGAGAUUAUAGUGGUCAACUAACAAAGGCAAUGCCUUAAGACUGUACAAGCUUGAUAGCUGGCAAAAAUAUUCCCCUUUUUAUCCCAAUACACAGCAUUAAAAACAGUAUAACAGCCUUUUAAACAGGCCCUAAUAUAUUUAACUAAGACUGGAUAUUGUUUUUACACAUGAAGUAAAAAAUUCUCCAUCUUUUGUUUUAAAUAAAGAAGCAAAAAUGUAAACAGACACUUGUUGAU